GAAAUUAGCCGCUCAAUAAUUGAAAAACUGAAAUAUUUUUCAAUUACUUUUGAUCCAAUAGCUAUAUUUCGUUACCAUUACCUAUAAGCUGGUUCAUAACUAGUGUUUCUUUCCUAUUGCAUUAUCCGAAACAUUCUUUGGUUAACUAUCAACUGUUACUUGUUUUUAACUCUUAUUCAAUCCAAAACAUGGUUAAACCAUAUAUCCCACAAGAAGCUUCUCAAAAUCCAGAGCUAUAUGGGUUAAGAAGGUCUCAUCGUGAAAGACGUGGUGCUUCAAUCGUUGAAAGUGAUGACAGUGAUGAAGAUGAUUUGAGGCCGAAGAAAAAAUCCAAACGUAACGCUGCUGCUCAAGAUUAUCAAGAUGAAGAAGAAGAUGAUGAUGAAGAUGAUUUCGAUGAUGAUGAUGAUGAUGAUGAAUUCAUGCUUGAUAAUAAAAAACGUAAUUCUAAAAAAUCGUCGAAAAAAUCAUUGAAAAAACCUAAGAAACCAUCCUUAUCUUCAGUUCCUCAAGAAGUUAGGUUUUCUUCUAGAAAUAGUAAACAAGUCAACUAUGUGGUUGAUUAUGAAGACGAUGAAGAUUUAUUGGAAAGUGGUCCAGAGUUUGAUGAAAAUGAUGAUGAAGCAAAUGGUGAUUAUUAUUAUUAUCAACAAGCAGUUGAAGCCGAAGACGAACGUGGAAUUGAUAUAGUAAUGGAUCAUAAAAUUAAUAAUGAAGUUACUGAAUUAACCGAUGAACCAAAACUCGAUUACCUAUUUAAAAUAAAAUGGUCAGAUGCUUCCCAUUUACAUAAUACUUGGGAACCUUGGUCAACUUUAAAAAAUUUCAAAGGUUUUAGAAAAGUUGAAAAUUAUAUUAAACAAUUCAUAAUAAUGGAUCAGGCUAUUAGAAAUGAUCCUCUAACUACAAAAGAAGAUAUUGAAGCAAUGGAUAUAGAACGUGAAAGAAGACGUGAUGAACAAGAAGAAUAUACUCAAGUUGAAAGAAUUGUUGAUAGUGAUCGUGUUGAGGAUGAAAAUGGUGAUUCCAAAUUACAAUACUAUGUUAAAUGGAAAAGACUUUAUUAUGAUGAAUGUUCUUGGGAAGACGCUGAACAAAUUGCUGAACGUGCUCCAGAUCAAGUUUCUCGUUAUCAACAAAGAUUAAAAUCAAAAAUUUUACCUAAUUUAUCAGCUAAUUAUCCACAAUCUCAAAGACCAAGAUUCGAAAAAUUAUCUAAACAACCUUUGUUUAUUAAAAAUGGUGAAUUAAGAGAUUUUCAAUUAACUGGUCUAAAUUGGAUGGCUUUCCUUUGGUCAAGAAAUGAAAAUGGUAUCCUUGCAGAUGAAAUGGGUUUAGGUAAAACUGUUCAAACCGUUAGUUUUUUGUCUUGGUUAAUUUAUGCAAGACGUCAAAACGGUCCUCAUAUUGUAGUUGUUCCUUUAUCAACUAUACCCGCUUGGCAAGAAACUUUUGAAAAAUGGGCUCCAGAAGUUAAUUGUAUUUACUAUUUAGGUAAUACUGAAGCAAGACGUAACAUAAGAAAUUAUGAAUUUUAUACUGCUAAUCACAAACCAAAAUUUAAUAUUUUACUAACAACUUAUGAAUAUAUUUUAAAAGAUAGAUCAGAUUUAGGUUCAAUUUCAUGGCAAUUCUUAGCUGUUGAUGAAGCUCAUCGUUUGAAGAAUGCAGAAUCUUCCCUUUAUGAAUCCUUAAAGUCAUUUAAAGUUAGUAAUAGACUUUUAAUUACUGGUACUCCAUUACAAAAUAAUAUUAAAGAAUUAGCUGCAUUGUGUAACUUUUUAAUGCCAGGUAGAUUCAGUAUUGAACAAGAGAUUGAUUUUGAAUCUCCCGAUGAUGAACAAGAACAAUAUAUCAAAGAUUUACAGAAAAAAAUUCAACCUUUUAUUUUAAGAAGAUUGAAAAAAGAUGUUGAAAAAUCAUUACCUUCUAAAACUGAACGAAUUCUAAGAGUUGAACUAUCAGAUCUUCAAACUGACUAUUAUAAAAAUAUCAUUACCAAAAACUAUUCUGCUUUAAAUGCUGGAAAUAAAGGUUCUCAAAUCUCUUUACUAAAUGUUAUGAGUGAAUUGAAAAAAGCUUCUAAUCAUCCUUAUUUAUUUGAUGGUGCUGAAGAUAGAGUUCUUACUAAAGCUGGAUCUAAUUCGAGAGAUAAUAUUUUAAGAGGAAUGAUUAUGUCAUCGGGUAAAAUGGUUUUAUUAGAACAAUUAUUAACUAGAUUAAAGAAAGAAGGACAUCGUGUUUUAAUAUUUUCCCAAAUGGUUAGAAUGUUGGACAUUUUGGGUGAUUAUAUGUCAAUUAAAGGUUACCAAUUUCAAAGAUUAGAUGGUGGUAUUGCCUCAAGUCAAAGAAGAAUUUCCAUCGAUCAUUUCAAUGCACCAGAUUCUAAAGAUUUUGCAUUUUUAUUAUCCACUAGAGCUGGUGGUUUAGGUAUUAAUUUGAUGACUGCUGAUACUGUUAUCAUUUUUGAUUCAGAUUGGAAUCCCCAAGCUGAUUUACAGGCAAUGGCAAGAGCUCAUAGAAUUGGUCAAAAAAAUCAUGUUUCUGUAUAUAGAUUUGUUAGUAAAGACACCGUUGAAGAAGAGAUUUUAGAAAGAGCUAGAAAGAAGAUGAUUUUAGAAUAUGCAAUUAUAUCAUUAGGUAUUACCGAUCCAAACUCCAAAAAGAGUAAGACGGAGCCAUCGGCAGGUGAAUUAACCCAAAUUUUAAAAUUUGGUGCUGGUAAUAUGUUUAAAGCUAAUGAAAAUCAAAAGAAAUUAGAAGAUUUGAAUUUAGACGAUGUUUUAAAUCAUGCAGAAGAUCAUGUUACUACACCAGAUUUAGGAGAAUCUAAUUUAGGUUCAGAAGAAUUUUUAAAACAAUUUGAAGUUACUGAUUAUAAAGCAGAUGUCGAAUGGGAUGAUAUUAUACCACAAGAAGAAUUAGCAAAAUUAAAGGAUGAAGAAAAGAAAAGAGCUGACGAAGAAUUCUUACAAGAUCAAAUUGCUAUGUAUUCUAGAAGAAAAGCCGCAGUUAAUCAAUUAAAUGGAACAGAAGCAAGCGAUGAUGAAGAUGAAGAAUUUGAUAGUGAUUCUGGUAAAAAUGGAAGAAAUGCAAGAAGAAGAAAUCAAGAUAAUCAUCAAUUAUCCGAAAAAGAAAUUAGAGGAAUUUAUAGAUCAAUUUUAAGAUUGGGUGAUUUAUCAGGAAAAUGGGAACAAUUAGUUGAAGAAGGUAGUAUCUCCAAUAAGAGUCCAGUUUUAAUUAAACAUGCGUACAAUGAGAUUAUUAGUACUUCUAAAACUUUGGUUAAAGAAGAAGAGGCUAGAAGAAGUAAAGUUUUAGCUGAAUUAGAACGCAAAGCUAUGGAACUGAAGGAUAAAAACAUUGUUAAUGAAGAUGGAACCAAUCUGAUGGCAUUAUGGGUAGCUAAAAAGAAGGAGAAAAAAGCGGUAUUAUUUGAUUAUCAAGGAGUUAAAAAUAUAAAUGCAGAAUUGGUCUUGAUGAGACCAACUGAUAUGAAAUUAUUAGAAAGUUUAAUACCAAAGGAAAAUCCUAUAAAAUUUGAAUUGCCCAAACCACCAAAACAAGUUACAUCAUGGAGUUGUGAAUGGAAUGCAAGAGAUGAUGCAAUGUUAUUAGUUGGGGUUUAUAAGUUUGGAUAUGGACAAUGGGUUCAAAUUAGAGAUGAUCCAUUAUUAGGAUUGCAAAAUAAAUUAUUUUUAGAAUCUAUUAAUCCAAAAGCUACUAAAGAAACAAAAUCAGUUAAGAAAGUACCGGGUGCUGUUCAUCUUGGAAGAAGAGUUGACUACUUGUUCAGUUUAUUAAGAGGAGACGAUGAGCAACCAACUAAUGGCACUACUAAUGGAACAACUACUAAAAAACGAGUACGUAAAGUUAAGGCUGAAUCACCAAAUCCAAUAAGUAAUGGUAAGACUAAUAAAAAGAAAUCGCAAUCUCCAGAAAUUAUGAAGGUUAAAAAACCUAAAAAGGAACCUACCAAAGUUAAAAAAGAAGUAGAGGAAGAUAAUGAACUUGAAUAUGAAAGUAUGGAUGAAGAUAAAUGCAAAUCUACUUUGAAGCCAGUUUCCAAAUCAUUAAUGAAAAUUCAUAAAGGUAAUAAAGGUUUAGAUAAACAUGAAUGGGCUACAAUUUUAAGAAAAGAAUUGAUUAAAAUUGGAGACCAUAUUCAAAAUCAAUCCUCUAAACUGUCACUGGUUGAUAAAACUAGAAAACAUUUAUGGUCAUAUGCUGGAUUAUAUUGGCCUGCUAAAGUUCCAAGUAAAAAAAUCACCGAUAUGUAUUCUAGAAUCAAGACCCAAUCUUCGGCUCCAAAAAAACCAAAAGCUGCUUAAUGACUUUAAUUCCUCUUUGUAUUUCAGACACAUUAAUUAGAUACAUUAGUUCUUUAUAUCAUACAUUAUUCUUUGU
Messenger RNA from Hyphopichia burtonii NRRL Y-1933, 4407 nucleotides. Its product is annotated as chromatin-remodeling ATPase. The coding region runs from base 189 to 4331 and encodes 1380 amino acids. Gene Ontology annotation, cellular component: nucleus; chromatin. The transcript has a single exon. Gene Ontology annotation, biological process: nucleosome organization; regulation of transcription by RNA polymerase II. Gene Ontology annotation, molecular function: ATP hydrolysis activity; ATP binding; histone binding. The record is from RefSeq and is a predicted model, not a curated record. Lineage: Eukaryota; Fungi; Ascomycota; Pichiomycetes; Serinales; Debaryomycetaceae.